AUGCCUUACCCGUUCGCGUUGCCGACGACCUCGUCAACACCGCUAGACGCCUUCAUCAGCAGCCCUAGUCAUCCCUCUCUACCACUCACAGCGACCACACAACGAUCGAUUCUUCGCGAUGCUCUGAAGAAGCACAAACGACUACCAGUUUCACAACAAGCAGCUCACUUGGGAGUCGUCCAGGAUGCCAUAUAUGGCUACCUUCCUUAUGCACUGGGUAUCGCGUCAGCAACAGUCACCGGCAGAAUACAAGACGAGCCUGUGUCAAUCACAAAUACAAACCAGUUACACACAGAAUGGCGGCUCACUCUAGCGGCAACACUACCAGGACGAGAGCCGCCGCGGUCGCCGCUAACAGGCAUAUACAACGAUGUUGCAUUUGUUCUACAGACGCUGGCAUACAUUCAAGUUCAACAAGCACGCUCGCAGUUGCAAAUACUCUACUUGCCCAAUAUACCUUCACCGGACCGCCGAACCGCAGCAAUUGGCUCUGCUAUGAAAUACCUUCUCGAAGCAAAUUCGAUCCACAACUACAUUCUGAAUUUACACACUCAAGAUCCUGCCUCCGCACCUCUGGAUACGGUCAAUUCGACUCAAGUUGCCCUUGCGGCUUUGGCUCUCGCCGAAGCAACUCUCAUCACCGUCUUGAAAGACGAUCCCUAUACUACUGCCGUCAUCCAGGCAAGGAACAAGGAUGACAAGGAAUGGAUGAUCUCUGCACCCAGCAUCCCAAAAGUCCGCGCUCAUUUGUUCGCUCGUCUUUGUAUCUGUGCCUCAGACCACGCUCAACAAGCAGCUGCUUCUCUGGCUCCUGGCAUUGGCGCAUUGGACUCUUCAUUACUCAACUACGUCGAUGAUCUACGCCGUACGGCUCGUGCGAAAGCUGCUAGAUUCCUAGCUUGUGAUGCCGAGGCAACAGGCAAGACUGGAGAAGCGAUCGCAUACUUACGAGGUGCGAGGCGAGAGCUGGGACUCGCACCGCUGGAACAAGAUGCUAGUAAGCGUAAAGGUUGGAAAGGCAUAAAACAAAGCUUUGCGGAGAAACGAGAAGACCGCAGGGUCGAGAAGGGUGCGGAUGAUUGGGGCUUGGACGCAGGCAAACUCGAAGAGGCACGGGUGUUAGAGUGGCUCGAGGUCAAAUGGGUCAAGUUGAACGACACGUGGAAGAGCAUACUGACAUGGACAAACACANNGAUCAACACCCAGCUCAUUCCUCCGAGCGAACCGCUUAUGGCUGCUAUGCCAUCGGGUCGUGAAUACCAUAGUCCCAAACCUUUCUCUCCGCCAACUCUGGAUGCAUCUGUGUUAGCUCGUCUCCGCGCUCCUAUUGAUCCUCAUGAAAAUGCUUUCAGAGGCAACGAGGAAGACAGUGGUGAUGAAGCCAUGGCUCGAGAACCGGCAGUCGUACCUGGAGCAUUUCCCGGUGCUUCUGCAGGAGCAAGCAGUGGUAAUGCAUACUACUAA
This is a messenger RNA of Aureobasidium musti, 1464 nucleotides long. The record is from the annotation of a GenBank genome assembly. Lineage: Eukaryota; Fungi; Ascomycota; Dothideomycetes; Dothideales; Saccotheciaceae.